AGGAAACACGCGAGGUCCCUAAACCCAGCUUCCAGCAGGAUCGCAGAAUUAUUACGGUGCAGAAGAAAGCCAUUCGGCCCAUUGUGCCUGCGCUGGUACAGCAGGAGAGUUUAACACUUUGAAGGCAGGACAAUGUCACGGCUCUCUCUGACCCGCUCCCCUGUAUCUCCUGUGGCAUCUCAAGGUAUCCCGCUGCCAGCACAGCUCACCAAGUCUAAUGCUCCUGUCCACAUCGAUGUCGGGGGACACAUGUACACCAGCAGCUUAGCAACUUUAACCAAAUACACCGACUCCAGGAUAGGGCGCCUUUUCAAUGGCACGGAGCCAAUUGUUCUGGACAGUUUAAAGCAGCACUACUUCAUUGAUCGAGACGGUGAAAUUUUCCGAUACAUCCUCAGUUUCCUCAGGACAUCGAAACUUCUGCUCCCAGAGGAUUUCAAGGAUUUCAGCCUGUUAUAUGAAGAGGCGAAGUUUUACCAGUUACAGCCCAUGGUGAGGGAGCUGGAGAGGUGGAAACAGGAGAAAGAACAUCGCAAGUCCUCACAGGCCUGUGAGUGCCUGGUGCUGAGGGUGACCCCUGACCUGGGGGAGCGUAUCAGCCUGAGUGGAGAGAAAUCUCUGAUUGAGGAUAUCUUCCCUGAGACUGGGGAUGUCAUGUGUAACUCUGUCAACGCCGGCUGGAACCAGGACCCCACCCAUGUCAUCCGCUUCCCCAUCAACGGUUACUGCCGCCUCAACUCAGUCCAGGUUCUGGAACGAUUGUUACACAAGGGAUUUCGGGUGGUCGCUUCCUGUGGUGGUGGUGUGGAUUCCUCACAGUUCAGUGAAUAUGUGUUAUAUCGACAAGAGAAACGCCUACAGCUCACCCCAACACCAAUCCGAAUAAAACAGGAGCCUCUCGAUUAACAUGACGGCAACCUCUCUUCCCCUCCCUUUUCGAGGCUUUUGUUCUUUCGUUUCUCUCUCUCUCUCCCUCCCCUCCCCAACCGCCCCUCACCCCACCCAAACCCCCACCAACCCACUCAUCUCCUGAUCUGAAUUUAGUUGCUGCAUUUGAGGGAGAGCAUCUGCCAUAGAGACAUGCCCCUCGACGAGGAUAUUUCCCAAAGGGUCGGAUUAGCUGCAUUCCCAUCGGAAGUGUAUACACAACCUUAACUCCUCCAAAGUGAUUCUUCCAAUCUGGUUUGAGGCUGACGACGGUUGUGUGUGGGAAGAGAGAAGCAGGUGCCAACUGGGCCAUCAGUGACUUUGGGCACAUCAGCAGAAACGGUACCCUUCAUGUAAUGUGGCUGGGAGAGAGAGAGAGAGGAUGGUGCUGCAAUAAUCGGAAACCUAUACCAACUCAACUUCACCUCCAUUGGGUUCGUUGAUCUCGUUCUGUCCUUCAGCUCAGGAUUUGGAAGGCGCCCCCAAAACAGGCAGCCUAGACCCUCUUCCAACCGCCCCCGCCCCCGCCCCGGAGACACGGUCAGCGCUGGGACACUCAAUCUUGUGAACCAUGAAUUGCUGUGAUAUUUGGUGACAGUUCAACAAUGACUCCAUGUGGUGAAGCGCAUUAACCACCACACGACACUGAUGGUGAUCAGUAACUGAAUGAACAGGGAGCAGUGCAGAACACCGUGCACUUCACUUCACCGCAGCGUUUCCCCCCAAAAUUUAAGGAACCGUUGUUUUCCUAGCAGCCCCCUCCUGUGUAAAAUUCUCCUCUGCCCCCAGCCCCAGUCCAGAAUCAGGCAGCACACACUGACAUGCAGUGAACUCACAUUGGAACAGGAAACAGUUGAUUUUUUUUAAUUAUAAAUAAACUAAGAUGUU
Molecule: messenger RNA, 1815 nt
Organism: Rhincodon typus (whale shark)
Lineage: Eukaryota; Metazoa; Chordata; Chondrichthyes; Orectolobiformes; Rhincodontidae
Product: BTB/POZ domain-containing protein KCTD15
Exons: 5
Coding region: 133-906 (257 amino acids)
Biological process (GO): protein homooligomerization
Molecular function (GO): protein binding
Source: RefSeq, a predicted model, not a curated record